AGGGGUCGUCCUGCGGGUGGCCGGAGGCUUAGGAUCCCCGGGAGCCUGGAGUGAGAGAGAGAGAUUGAGAGCGAAAGGUGAGCGGAGCUGAGGGAGGGGACGCGCUGCGGGGCUCCCCGAGUCUAUGGAGCGGGUUAAGAUGGCGGAGGCGGAGAGCCUGGAGACAGCGGCGGAGCACGAACGGAUUCUUCGAGAGAUCGAGAGCACCGACACGGCCUGCAUCGGGCCCACGCUCAGGUCUGUCUAUGAUGGUGAGGAACAUGGACGAUUCAUGGAGAAGCUUGAAACUCGCAUUCGCAAUCAUGACCGAGAAAUUGAGAAAAUGUGCAACUUUCAUUAUCAGGGCUUUGUGGACUCUAUAACAGAACUGCUGAAAGUGAGAGGAGAAGCCCAGAAACUCAAAAAUCAAGUGACGGAUACUAAUAGAAAACUGCAACAUGAGGGAAAGGAACUGGUGAUAGCAAUGGAAGAGCUGAAGCAGUGUCGACUACAGCAGAGAAAUAUUUCUGCCACUGUGGAUAAAUUAAUGCUGUGUCUUCCAGUUCUGGAGAUGUAUAGUAAACUGCGGGACCAGAUGAAAACUAAAAGGCAUUAUCCUGCACUGAAAACUCUGGAACAUCUAGAGCAUACCUAUCUUCCUCAAGUAAGCCACUAUCGAUUCUGCAAGGUGAUGGUGGACAAUAUCCCCAAGCUUCGAGAAGAAAUUAAGGAUGUGUCUAUGUCCGAUCUCAAAGACUUUCUGGAGAGUAUCCGCAAACAUUCAGACAAAAUUGGAGAGACUGCCAUGAAGCAAGCUCAACAGCAAAGAAACCUGGAUAACAUCAUCUUGCAACAACCCAGGAUAGGUAGCAAGAGAAAAUCUAAGAAAGAAGCAUAUACAAUUUUUGAUACAGAGAUAGAAAGCACUAGCCCCAAGUCUGAACAGGAUUCAGGAAUUCUGGAUGUUGAAGAUGAGGAAGACGAUGAAGAGGUACCUGGGGCCCAAGAUUUGGUUGAUUUCUCUCCCGUUUAUCGAUGUCUACACAUAUAUUCUGUCUUGGGGGCCCGGGAAACGUUUGAGAACUACUACCGAAAACAAAGGCGAAAACAGGCUCGUUUGGUGCUCCAGCCUCCAUCUAACAUGCAUGAAACUUUAGAUGGCUACAGGAAGUAUUUUAAUCAAAUUGUCGGCUUUUUUGUGGUUGAAGAUCACAUUUUACAUACAACACAAGGCUUAGUAAAUAGAGCCUACAUUGAUGAACUGUGGGAAAUGGCACUUUCAAAAACUGUUGCAGCACUCCGUACUCACUCGUCUUACUGCUCUGAUCCAAACCUCGUGUUAGAUUUGAAGAACCUCAUUGUGCUUUUUGCUGACACACUUCAGGUGUAUGGUUUUCCUGUAAAUCAGCUUUUUGACAUGCUACUAGAAAUCAGAGACCAGUAUAGUGAAACUUUGCUAAAGAAGUGGUCAGGUAUUUUCAGAAACAUACUUGAUUCAGACAACUACAGUCCUAUACCAGUAACAAGUGAAGAGAUGUAUAAAAAGGUGAUAGGACAAUUCCCAUUCCAAGAUACAGAGCUGGAAAAGCAACCAUUCCCAAAAAAGUUUCCAUUUUCUGAAUUUGUGCCAAAAGUUUACAACCAAAUUAAAGAAUUUAUCUAUGCCUGUCUGAAGUUUUCAGAAGAUCUUCAUCUAAGCUCAACUGAAGUUGAUGACAUGAUUCGUAAAUCAACAAACCUGUUGCUAACUAGGACUCUAAGCAACUCUCUGCAGAAUGUCAUUAAAAGGAAGAAUAUUGGACUUACUGAGCUUGUCCAGAUUAUUAUCAAUACAACACACUUGGAGAAAUCCUGUAAGUACUUGGAAGAAUUUAUCACCAAUAUCACUAAUGUCCUUCCAGAGACAGUGCACACUACCAAGCUGUACGGCACCACGACUUUUAAGGAUGCCAGACAUGCAGCUGAAGAAGAGAUUUACACCAACUUAAAUCAGAAGAUUGACCAGUUCCUACAGCUGGCUGACUAUGACUGGAUGACCGGAGAUUUGGGCAGCAAAGCCAGUGAUUAUCUAGUGGACCUCAUUGCCUUUCUACGCAGCACCUUUGCUGUGUUCACACACCUUCCUGGAAAGGUCGCCCAGACAGCAUGUAUGUCAGCUUGCAAGCAUUUAGCCACAUCUCUGAUGCAGCUUUUGCUGGAAGCUGAAGUAAGGCAGCUCACCUUGGGAGCAUUACAGCAGUUCAACUUGGAUGUCAUAGAAUGUGAACAGUUUGCCAGAUCCGGCCCGGUGCCUGGGUUCCAGGAGGACACGCUGCAGUUGGCCUUCAUCGACUUGAGACAACUUUUGGAUCUCUUCAUCCAGUGGGAUUGGUCAACCUACCUUGCGGACUACGGUCAGCCCACCUGCAAGUACCUACGGGUAAACCCUGUGACAGCGCUGACCCUGCUUGAGAAGAUGAAGGACACCAGCCGCAAGAACAACAUGUUUGCACAGUUUCGGAAAAAUGAGCGAGACAAGCAGAAAUUGAUUGACACUGUGGCCAAGCAACUCCGGGGACUCAUCAGCAGCCACCACUCGUGAAGACGGGCCUCGGGCCCACAGAGGCUGCUGGCUGCAGCCCCGGAGUCUGGGACCCAGCGCUGGCUGGCCCUGCAUUUGUGCAUUCUUCCUCAAAGAGAACAAAUGUAUUUUUUUAUAAUAACCUCUGUACAGUAUUCGCAUAACCUUUCCCUAUAGUAGAAGAGGCACAAAAGUAAGCAAGUCCAUGAGAUGUUGCUAGGCUGGGCUUCAGGGGAAGUCAGGCUACACUGUAUUUUCCUAGAGACGGUGGUGUCGUCAGUCCGGCGUGAGGAACCACCUUUCACCCGUGGCUCUAGAGCUUAGGUCUGGGGCUCAGAAACUGAACAAACAAAAUGGGUACUUGGCACUGGGAGGUAAGGUGAGUAGGCAGCAGGAUAAUGAAGUACAUCCUGUUCACUCCUAGGUUCCCCAUUCAUUGCGUAGGUGAGGCUGGUUGUUCCUGACACAAGGAAGGGGCCUGGAAGACAUUACUACUUGGUCUAUGAAAGACCAACACACAGCUGUGGAGUUCCAGAGGUUUCUUCCCCUCAGUCCACUGACUUUCCCUGACCAGACAACAAGCAUGCCAUUGUGACCAGAUGACAGCUUCACCGCAGUCCCCCCAAGGGUGGCGUCUUUUAGCCUAGAUCUGCCCCCAGUGCUUUUACUCCUGAUUUUUCUGGGGCAUGGAAGAGCUGGGUAUGCAGUGGGACUAACUAGACCUUAUGACUAGCUGUAGGUUGCCCCCACUCCAGGAGGAGGCCUUAAAAGCCAGCGUGAAUGGGAUCAGAGCCCCAGCCCCUUUCCCAUUCCUCUCACUGCCUUCUUUCCUGGUCAGGCGCUUGGUUCAGGGCGUAGGUCCACAGUUAUUCCAUAGACAGAGAAUCUCAGACUCGGCCGCCUCCAGCAGUGUCAUUGGGAUAGUCAGAUUGCAGAAGCCUGAAAAAGUGACCUUUUGCUUUCCGCUUAGGUAAAACCUGAAGAUUACUUGGAAUCGUUCCUUUGUGUUUUAAAACCAACUUCCUGGCCACCAUCUCUAUAGGAAAUGCCACCGGCUCUGUGCUGUGGGAGAGCUUUAGCUGGACUAGAUGCCUCGGGAUGGAGCCGCCGUCACCAUGAAGUAGAGCAGGUCAGCCAUGUCUAAUGGUUUGUCACCCCCGCCACCCCUCACCAAGUCAUACCCUGGGUAGGAAGCUCCUGCUCAAGCCUAAAGCUCCAUCCCCUUUUGAGGUCCCCGUAGCUAUCUUUUGGCUUUGUCUGAGAAAGAUUGCCUGUAAUCCUAUCCUUCAAGCUCUGGAGUUUGCAGAGGAGCCUGAACCGGCUCUGUCCUCUGUCGCAAAUGGGCUCCUGUGACUUAAUGCAGAGGCUUUGCUGUGAGGUCAGUCAGCAGACCCUGCCCUUUAAGACACUUCAGGAAGACACUAUUAAGGCUACUGGAGAGAGUAUAAUUGUGCUUCACCAAACAAUGACAAAUAAGCCACACAGGCCUUUCCAGCUAGGAUUAGUGGGAAGAAAGACUCAUCAAACAGAAUUCUUCACUACCUUUGUCAGCUGCUGAGUUGCUUCUAGGGAGGGCAGUGCUUCCAUUUCACCCCACCCCCACCCCCCUGCCAAAUAUUAUGGCACAACUUAAAAACCAUGGGGAAGAAAAUACACACACAGACACACACAGACUUCCUCAAAACUGGAAAGACCGGCUGCUUGUGGACUCUGCAGAAGAUUUCUGAGGCUCAUUCUUGGGGCUAAUCAUCCUGAGGGCUUGGUCCAGGGUCUUAGAAUGAGGCUCAGAGAUGAGUGCUGCCACUCAGAACUUCCAUAGCCAAGGGAAGGCAGGGGUCCAUGGGAAUGAGACCUAAAAUGGCAUCUCUCAAAUUCUGGACUUUAUUAUAAAAGAGCAAGAAAUGAUCACUCUAAUCCUAUUGCUUAAGAGGGGCCCCCAAACACCCUCCUUCUCUAGACCCCAAUUACAGCAGGACCUCUUUUGCUUUGAGUGCUGAGACUUUGAAGUGGAAUGGAGGGAACCUUAAGUAUGUCACUUUCAAGCAUUAUCAUUGUUGGUCUGGUCUCAGACCUAUACCCUGGAGAAACAGUGCUACAAAGAGAAAAUGAACAGGGUGGAAGAACAGGGUUACCUUACCCCUUGCACACAGAAGCCCGUCUGUAGAAAAUCAUUUACUCAAGCCCAAGACUCACAGGGUAGAUCCUUUGUUAGACCCCUUCUUUCCUCUUGGUCUGCCUCCGGCCUUCCCUAACAAAACCAACAUGCACCUAUGAGUUGUCUGUGGAGACACACCCUUGGUGACCAGGGAUGGGUGAAAAACAGGGACUGGAAAUGUCUAAACUGUUUAAAUUGGUGAAGUCAGAGUUUUCAGUCUUGUCUAUAGGCUUCAAGCUAGGUCAGCCCUUGAGAGGACUUGUACAAAGCAUGGGUGCCUGUGUCCCCCAGAAUCCUGAGAUCUGGCCUCAAAUGCCCAGAGAUGUAGAUACGCCCCAGAGGCCUCAGUAAGAGUCGAGAACAUGGGUGCUUGGAGGCCUUUCCAUCUUCUAGUUGGCUGAGUUCUUGGGAAAACCAGAUCCAUAUUCCUGAAGGGACAGUCAGGUUGGGGACCCUAGUGGGUUGCAAGUAGUAAUUUAGACAGCUGGAAUAGUUUUAAUGUAUCACAUGGCAAAAUCUCUGAGUAGACUAAAUGACACUGCUGAUGGUGGGGAAGAACAGGACAUGAAAAUUGGAAGCAGCAGAGAGUUCCCAUUGGUCAAGGGAAUAUACAGCAUCCAGGGAGCAAUGCCCAGCAUUUGCAUUGUCUCCCAGGCCUCCAAGUCAGCCUGGCUUCACUGCACACUUGACAAGUGCUUGCGCAGCUAGUCCCAGACCCAGGCCCUUUGUCCCCAAGAUUGGCAUCGGCCGUGGCUCUGCCCACGAGGCCUCUGAGCACACUCCCCAGGGCCUGCUGCAGAAGCCUCGUCACCAGAGCCGCACUUCUCCCAGGAUGCUGCACCUGGCUGCUUUUGUUGCCUCUUUUAUCUUUUUCCUUUGCCUGAGUUUGCGAUUACUUUUCACUAAUGUGUUGGAAAUGGCCUUUUUAUUUUGCACAAAUAGUUGCACAUUUAUGAGGGAAAUUUAGGAAAGUCCAUUUUUAACUCUAAAGGGAACUUUUUUCUUUAAAACUCAACCAGUAAAGCUACUGAUACAGAUGGGCCUCGUGGUUAGUAGAAAACCUCUUACAUGGAAAGAGCAUGUCUAUUCCUCCUGUAUGUUCUCUUUUAAUUACUAUUAAAUAAGGGAGCCUACGUACCUGUUCAAAAGCCA
Cervus elaphus (red deer) is the source of this 5846-nucleotide messenger RNA. It is a transcript of the gene EXOC6B, whose product is annotated as exocyst complex component 6B. The coding region runs from base 125 to 2560 and encodes 811 amino acids. The transcript has 22 exons. Gene Ontology annotation, biological process: intracellular protein transport; Golgi to plasma membrane transport; exocytosis. Lineage: Eukaryota; Metazoa; Chordata; Mammalia; Artiodactyla; Cervidae. Gene Ontology annotation, cellular component: membrane; exocyst. The record is from RefSeq and is a predicted model, not a curated record.